GCAACCGCACAAGGCCAUUUUAGCACGGUACACUAGAACCGUUAAAAAACUCUUCAUCUGUUGUUCAUCUUUCUGAAUCUGACGGACUCUGUGCUGAAUUCAGUUGGGCUUAACUGUACCCCGCAGUGUCCAGUGUCAUCAACUGGCCAUUCAUGACCUCCAUUUUUUGAUGACGUCUAGCUCUUGUUCCUUUGGAGUUUGAAGCCACGAACUCAGGUAGCCAUAAUGGCGAAACUUAAAGAGGAGCUCUGGAAAACUCUGCAUGAUUUGAAGGAAGAUGAGUUUGAAAAUUUCAAGUGGUUCCUGAAGGAGGAUGGCAUCCUGGAGGGGUCGUCAGGCAUCCCUGUGUAUCAGCUGGAGAAGGCAAAAAGGCAGGACACGGUGGAUCUCAUGGUACAAAAAUAUCCAGGUUCUGGAGCUCUGAAGGUAACCUUGAAGAUUUUAGGAAACAUCGACAGGAAUGAUCUGGUGCAGCGCCUUCAAAACUUCCGCUUGGAGCCAAGAAAUGGUGCUAAGAAAGAAGAGUAUAAGGGAGAGAAGCCCAAACUCCAGUGGGUGCAGCAGUUUGCAGUGGAUGUGACUCUGGAUCCUGAUACAGCACAUCCUCACCUCAUCCUGUCUGCUGAUGGGAAACAAGUACGCCAUGGUGACGUGAGGAAGAAACUCCCAAACAACCCUGAGAGAUUUCACAGAUGUGUGAACAUCUUAGGAAAGCCGAGUUUCUCGUCAGGAAAAUUUUACUACGAGGUUCAGGUUAAAGGGAAGACUGCCUGGGCUUUGGGAGUAGCCAAAGAAUCAAUCAAGAGGAAAGUCCAGAUCACAGCAAGUCCAGAGAAUGGCUACUGGACCAUAAUGUUGACAAAUGAAGAUGUGUAUGAAGCCAAUGAUGAUGAUCCUGUCUGUCUGUCUCUGAAUCAGCCUCCUCAGAAGGUGGGUGUGUUUGUGGACUAUGAUGAGGGUCUGGUCUGCUUUUAUGAUGUAGAUUCUGCAGAUCUUCUCUACUCCUUCACUGGCUGCUCCUUCACUGAGAAACUCUACCCAUUCUUUACUCCUUUCACUAAUGAUGGUGGUGUAAACUCUGCCCCUCUGAUCAUCUCUCCUGUCAAUCACCCACUGAACCUUAAGAUGCAUGACUUUGAUUGUCAAACAGAAGAACAUGAAAGAAAGAAGGCUGAGCUGAAGAGCCUCCAGCAGUUUGCAGUGGACGUGACUCUGGAUCCUGAUACAGCACACCGUGCGCUCUUCUUAUCUGCUGACGGGAAACAAGUGCAUGAUGGUGAUGUAUGGAAGGAAUUGCCAGACAACCCAGAGAGAUUUAACAGAUGUGUGAACGUCUUAGGAAAGCAGAGUUUUUCAUCUGGAAAAUUUUACUAUGAGGUUCAGGUUAAAGGGAAGACUGCCUGGACUUUAGGAGUCGCAAAGGAGUCGAUCCAAAGGAAGGGACGCAUCACACUGGAUCCUAAUAAUGGUUUCUGGACUAUUUGUCUGGAGGAUAGAGAUCAUUACCAGGCUGUUGAUGACCCUUUCGUUCAUCUCUCUCUGAAUCAGCCUCCUCAGAAGGUGGGAGUGUUUGUGAACUAUGACGAGGGUCUGGUCUCCUUUUAUGAUGUAGAUUCUGCAGAUCUUCUCUACUGUUUUACCGGCUGCUCCUUCACUGAGAAACUCUACCCAUUCUUCAGUCCCUGUACUAAUGAUAAUGGUACAAAUUCUGCCCCCUUGAUCAUUUGUCCUGUCAGUGACUUCAGUGAUCAGGAAGAACAUGAAAGAAAGAAGGCUGAGCUGAUGAGCGUCCAACAGUUUGCAGUGGAUGUGACUCUGGAUCCUGAUACAGCCCAUCCUAAUCUCAUCCUGUCCGAUGAUGGGAAACAAGUACAUCAUGGUGAUGUGAGGAAGAAACUACCAGACAACCCAGAGAGAUUUUACAGAUGUGUGAACGUCUUAGGAAAGCAGAGUUUCUCCUCAGGAAGAUUUUACUACGAGGUUCAGGUUAAAGGGAAGACUGCCUGGACUGUGGGAGUCGCCAAGGAGUCCAUGGAAAGGAAAGAAAGUAUUACAGUGAGUCCUGAAGGCGGUUUCUGGACCAUGUGGUUGAGGGAUGGCAACAGGUAUGAAGCUAAUGAUAACCCGUCAGUGCGUCUCUCUCUGAAGUCUAAUCCUCAGAAGGUGGGAGUGUUUGUAGACUAUGACGAAGGUCUGGUCUCCUUCUAUGAUGUAGAUGCCGCAGAUCUUCUUUACUCCUUUACAAGCUGCUCCUUCACUGAGAAACUCCUUCCAUACUUCAGUCCCUGUACUAAUGACAAUGGUACAAACUCUGCCCCUCUGAUCAUUUGUCCUGUUAGGCACAGUGUUUAAUCACACUUGCAGGUGUUUCAGUUAUUCUAGUUGGAGUUCUGCUCAGCUUGGCCAGAGUUAAGCUGCAAAUCACAGCAAGUCACUGAGCCGAACAUACAGCAGAUAUAAGAAUAAUAAAUGUCUAUAUUGUCUCAUCUUAAAGCACAUUGUAAAGGUUUUAAAUUGUUCUGAUACUACAUUUUGAAGAGAAGGUCUGACUUUGGAGUAUCUUGUAGUCCAUUAGUACAAAGGCACAGAUGGACGCACUAGACUGCAGCUCAGGCUGCAACCCAAACUGGACCCGAGCCAGAGAGAGUAGUAACCGAGCCUGACCUGAA
Messenger RNA from Epinephelus lanceolatus (giant grouper), 2669 nucleotides. Lineage: Eukaryota; Metazoa; Chordata; Actinopteri; Perciformes; Serranidae. The record is from RefSeq and is a predicted model, not a curated record.